Glossina fuscipes is the source of this 1290-nucleotide messenger RNA. RefSeq lists its product as uncharacterized. The transcript is spliced from 5 exons. Lineage: Eukaryota; Metazoa; Arthropoda; Insecta; Diptera; Glossinidae. Bases 76 to 1290 code for a protein of 404 amino acids. The record is from RefSeq and is a predicted model, not a curated record.
UUAUAUAAAAAAUUAAAUCCAUAGCGUUCAGCUAUAUUGCCGCUUGAUUGAUAUUGAUUGAUAAAUGGAAAAAGAAUGAGCACUGAGUUUUGUCAAGACAAGGAUUUAUUGCAGAUCAAUAUGGAGAUUAUAGCCAAAGAAUUAUGUGAUUUAAUAGUAACUGCUGAACAAGAGGCACGCCCAGAGAACGCCCAGGCAACGAAUUUGGAACACGUAUCGUUUCCAAUGCCCCCUCAUGAGCCGAUACCAAUGCCAAUGCCAGCAAAUUCAUGGCUAUAUAACACUUGUUAUAAACAACACCAAAAUGGAGUAACAAAUGGUUUUCAAAAUGUGUAUUUUAAUCAGUUCUAUCAUUCGCCUCCGAGCUGUCAAGCAAACACGUUUCAUACGUCCGGACCAACGUAUUUUAAUGAUCUUUAUCCAACUUUGAGAGAAAUGCCUACGUCACUUAUCAAUUCUAUCCCUUGCGAACAAUCGUCACCGGAGUGUGAAAUUCGUUAUUUGCCUCGGAAUUCGUUUCUAUCUAGCAUACAAUCUACGCCGCUUAUUUCAAUAAGCGCUCAACCCAAUGGCCAAUGCAGUCACUUUAAUAUGCAAAAACAUCGCAAAUUUUCGCGAAAUCAUAGUCGAAAUCCUAAGUUUAGAAUGGAAACUCGCGAUUAUAGCAAAAUCGUUGUAGAUUUCUCAAAGUUGGGCGUGUCCAUCGAUGGCAAAGAACCGAAUCAGGUGUUGCGUUUAUUCCGUUUGCUGCGUGGCUUACAUGCUGCAAUCGGUGAGAUACCGCCAUCACCGGUUGCUUGUGCCGACAGUGAGUAUGUAGAUACGUUCGCCCGGCCGCCUCCUAUUGAGAUGCCCAUCACUAUGAGUGUACAACAUCAGGUGAAGUACGCAUGUCGCAAACUCUACGGUUUCAUAAGUGAUACGCAUUGCAAGUUAAUUGAAAACAAAGUUUUUGAUUAUCCUUCAUAUAACGAAAACGAGCAUCAUUUGAAUUAUUUACGCCGAUUAUAUGAACAAUUGGGAAAGUACAAAGGCAUAGAGUUGCAACAUAAUCGCGGUCAUUUCAAUGGUGAAGAUAUUACAACAACGGAAAAUUUGGAAUUUUUAUUGCAAGCAAUUAAUCAAAAAAUACGUGAAAUACAUUUACGUGUUGCAUCUACCGAUUGGUUUAUUGGUAUCAAAAAUCGUGACCCUGAUCUUGCCAGAGCAAUAUUAGGCAAAGACGAAAUGGAAUCAAAUAUGAGUGAAACUAAUGGCAUUUUGUGCAAUACUACUACUCUAACGACUUAG